Parastagonospora nodorum SN15 is the source of this 792-nucleotide messenger RNA. RefSeq lists its product as hypothetical. The transcript is spliced from 3 exons. Lineage: Eukaryota; Fungi; Ascomycota; Dothideomycetes; Pleosporales; Phaeosphaeriaceae. The record is from RefSeq and is a predicted model, not a curated record. The coding region runs from base 1 to 792 and encodes 263 amino acids.
AUGUCAGGUUCCGGAAGCGACUCUCUGACUGAGGAGCUGCGGGCCAAGAUCACACGUCUUGCCGCUGAGGCUACUACAAAGCUGGCCACGGAGGGCUUAGCUGAGCAAGUUGACAUCCUGACCGCUUCCAACAUCGAAUACGCGGCCUUCCUCGAGGAGUGGAAGAAGCAGCCUGGAGGCUCUCAGCAUGGUUCCCAGCUGCCGUCGGUGCGCGAUACCACCCUGUCGGCCCCCGUGCAUCACAGACUCCCUUCGGCCCCGUUGCCUCACAGACAAGAGGCGUUCACCGAGGAUGCGCUCCAGCUCCACAUCGCCCUCCCGAAUCGCAAGUUUGACACGUCCUUUGAGCCAGAUCCUGCUCCUGCGCUCGCCCCUGAAGAGACGCUCUGCGUGGCCAAGUCGUCGAACAAGGCUACUCCUGCCCCUGCUCGCAAGGCCCCUCUCAAGGCGGCCCCCAAGCCCACCCCCAAGCCUGCUAGCAAGCCCGUUGCCAAGAAGACCCCCGUCACCAAGAAGAAGGAACUGUCAACAGAGUUCGUUGACCCGUUAUCUGAUGACGAUACUGCUAUGGAGAUUACUGUCGAAGAGGACGAGGGAGAUGAUGUCAAGGUGGAGGAGGUUGGUGAUGGCGAAGAGGAGGGGGCUGAAGCUGAAGAGCAGAGCGAACCCGAGGACGAGGACGCGACCUAUGUCGACGAGGAACUGCCCGUCCCUGCCCCGAGCCGCAUAGUCUCUCUCCGCACCGGCUCUUCCAAGUACACCGCUCGUCGCCACUCAGCUGCCAACGAGUAG